This is a messenger RNA of Oncorhynchus masou masou (cherry salmon), 5333 nucleotides long. RefSeq names its product anoctamin-3-like. Gene Ontology annotation, biological process: chloride transmembrane transport. Lineage: Eukaryota; Metazoa; Chordata; Actinopteri; Salmoniformes; Salmonidae. The transcript has 27 exons. Gene Ontology annotation, molecular function: protein dimerization activity; chloride channel activity. Gene Ontology annotation, cellular component: plasma membrane. Bases 207 to 3326 code for a protein of 1039 amino acids. The record is from RefSeq and is a predicted model, not a curated record.
GGUACUCGGUACAGGUGUUGUUGUGGUUUCCGCAUCGCUUUAGAUAUCGCUGCUGUGAUGACUAUAGUAUACUGGGCAUGGAUGAUAGCUGCGAGAACACCUACGCAAUCCCACCAUAGUUUCCCUAUUCGGUAACCUUGCUUUUCGAAAUACGGAAUAGUAUUUACGGGGGGUGGGGGAAUAAUAAUCAACAACCAAACGGCACUAUGGUGCAUCACUCGGGCUCCAUACAGUCCUUCAAGCAGCAGAAAGGCAUGCACACAAGCAUCAGUGAGAUCCUGAAGGAGAAGACCCUGAAGCCGUCCCGUCGUAGCCUGCCCUGCCUGGCCCAGAGCCAAACCCAUCCACAGAACAUCAACCACUUCCUGUCUAUGCCCCUCACCCCCGACGACAAGCCCCAGACACACCCACAGUCAGUGCCUCAACUCCAGGUUCAGGACCAGGCCCAGCUGGCUGACCCCUGGGUACAGCACCAAGCCCAGCUGGCUGACCCCUGGCUACAGCACCAGGCCCAGGACCAUUGCCAGAUCCAGGCACAACACACCCAACCUCUGACCCAUAGUCACAGCACUUCCUGCACCCUCAUCUCCUCCAAGACAGGUCUGACAGAAGGUGUCAAGGACCACUAUGAGGAGGAGGCAGAAGCUAGUGCGUACGAGGCAGGAAGGACAGAUGAGUCGUUUCUCAUUCAUAAACCUGCCACCCGAGCUAAAUUAGAGGCACGCGUAGAUUCGCUUCAGGGGACCAACCCUGGGCAGCCGUCCGGUCUGCUGUUCAGAGAUGGGAAGAAGCGUAUUGAUUACAUCCUGGUCUAUAAGAAGUCCAGUCCUCUGGUGGAAAAGAGAGUCACCUUUGAGAGGAACCUGAGAGCUGAGGGGCUGAUGCUGGAGAAAGAGCCGUCUCUGACCAACACCGACAUCAUGUUUGUGAAGAUCCAUGCUCCGUGGGACACUCUCUGUAAAUACGCUGAGCAGAUGAAUAUCAGAAUGCCAUUCAGAAAAAAAAGUUACUUUACAGAUUGGAAGAGCAAAACUAUGGGCAGCCGGUUUCAUCUGAGGUGUCGUCAGAUAAAGAGUUGGUUACCCAGGAACCCCAUGAAGCUGGACAAAGAGGCCCUACCUGACCUAGAGGAGACAGACUGCUAUACAGCCCCCUUCAGCAGGGCACGCAUGCACCAUUUUACCAUCAACAACAGACAGACGUUCUUCUCCAACUCCACCAGAAGCAGAAUAGUCCACCAUGUUCUCCAACGCACCAAGUAUGAGGACGGGAAGUCUAAGAUGGGUAUCAAUAGGUUACUGGGCAAUGGGACAUAUGAGGCUGCAUUUCCUCCGCACGAGGGUGGAUACAAGAGCAGACACCCUAUUAAGACUCACGGUGCCCAGAACCACAGACACCUGCUGUACGAGAGGUGGGCUCGCUGGGGCAUGUGGUACAAGUACCAGCCUCUCGACCUCAUCAGGCGUUACUUUGGGGAGAAGAUUGGGCUGUACUUUGCCUGGCUGGGUUGGUACACUGGCAUGCUGAUCCCGGCAGCUCUUGUGGGUCUCCUCGUUUUCCUCUACGGAUUUCUUACCAUGGACACCAGCCAAGUCAGUAAAGAGAUCUGUGAGGCCAACACUACUAUCAUGUGUCCUAUGUGUGAGGAGAACUGCAACACCUGGAAACUCAGUGACAGCUGUGUCUAUGCAAAGGUGACCCAUCUCUUCGACAAUGGAGGAACAGUGUUCUUUGCUAUCUUUAUGGCAAUAUGGGCCACGGUGUUCCUGGAGUUCUGGAAGAGGAGGAGGGCGGAGCUGACUUAUGACUGGGACCUCAUCGACUGGGAGGAGGAAGAGGAGAAUCUGCGGCCCCAGUUCGAAGCCAAGUACUCCCGAGUAGAGAGAGUAAACCCCAUCUCUGGCAAGCCGGAGCCCUUCCAGCCCUUCACUGACAAACUCAGCAGACUCAUGGUCUCUGUGUCUGGCAUCUUCUUCAUGAUGUCUCUGGUGCUGACUGCAGUGUUUGCGGUGGUGGUGUUCCGACUGAUUGCCAUGGAGAAGUUUGCAUCGUUCGACUGGGAGUUUGUCAAGAAGAACUGGCAGUUUGCCACCUCUGGCACCGGAGUCUGUAUCAACUUCAUGAUCAUCAUGUCUCUCAAUGUGGUAUAUGAGAAGGUGGCCUAUCUGCUCACAAAUUUAGAACACCCACGGACUGAGUCAGAGUGGGAGAACAGUUUUGCUCUCAAGAUGUUUCUCUUCCAGUUUGUUAACUUGAACAGCUCUACCUUCUACAUUGCAUUCUUCCUUGGAAGGUUCGCCGGCAGACCAGGGAAAUAUAAUAAACUGUUUAACAGAUGGAGACUGGAGGAGUGCCACCCCAGUGGCUGUCUGAUCGAUCUGUGUCUACAAAUGGGAGUCAUCAUGGUACUGAAACAGAUCUGGAACAACUUCAUGGAACUGGGUUAUCCUCUGCUGCAGAACUGGUGGUCUCGGAGGAAGAUCAAGCAGACAGAGAGGGAAGAGAGAACACGAGGGGGACAGAAUGUGGAGAUCAAAGUACAGCUUCCUCAGUGGGACGUAGACUGGAACCUGCAGCCCAUGAACGCCCACGGACUGGUGGAUGAGUACCUGGAGAUGGUUCUCCAGUUUGGUUUCACCACGAUCUUUGUGGCUGCAUUCCCAUUGGCUCCUCUACUGGCUCUGCUCAACAACAUCAUCGAGAUACGACUGGACGCCUACAAGUUUGUCACCCAGUGGAGGAGACCCAUGCCUGCCAGAGCCACAGACAUUGGUAUCUGGUAUGGUAUCCUGGAGGGGAUCGGCGUGCUGGCUGUCAUCACCAACGUCGUCAUCGCCAUCACCUCCGACUACAUUGUAUUUAAACCCUUAGUUUCCCUCAGUUCUGUGUUGUCUGUGUUUGUAUGUGACCACCCAGCCCUUGUGUUCUGUGUUUUCCUGUGGCUCCGUUGGUGUCUGAGAGGCUACAUGAACAGCAGUCUGUCGGUGUUCGACAUGGGCGAACGCUUGAACGUGAGUGAGGAGAGUAGAUACUGCAGGUACAGAGACUACAGAGCCUCUCCCUGGAGCCCGGUACCAUACGACUUCACUCUGCAGUUCUGGCACGUCCUGGCUGCAAGACUAGCCUUUAUCAUCGUCUUCGAGCACCUGGUGUUUGGCAUCAAGUCGUUUAUUGCGUACCUGAUCCCAGACAUGCCCAAGAGUCUGUGUGACCGCAUGCGAAGGGAGAAGUACCUGAUGCAGGAGAUGAUGUAUGAAGCAGAACUGGAGCACCUGCAGAAGGAGAGGAAGAAGAACGGCAGGAGAUAUCACCACGAGUGGCCUUAGUCACUCUCCAUAGACACAGAAUGACUAGAACGGACAUGCCCAUUCAAGUCAUCGGUCCGUAAUGGGUGGACGAGGCUGGCGGCCAUAUUGAGUGCACCCGUCAAAUUGCUGUGGUCUGAGGGCCUUUGUCCCUUUCUAUGUCAUUCUAUUUCUACGUCGCUCUUCUUCUCUAUGUGGCAGCUAGCCUAUAGCAGCUUGCUAUGACAUAAGACACUCCGGUCCGGUCUGGUCCGGUGCAGCUCACAACACGGCUGUGUGUUCUGUGUUUGUCUUCCAUGGACUUGGUACAGGCCAGUCACUGUCCUACGUGGUCGUCUGACUGUGCCGCUGUACUGUGGCACUGCUAGUGGUUCCUCUCGUUGCUUAUUAAGUGAUUCUAUUGACGUAUGUACGUGUCUACCAAAAAAUAACAAUGGACAAUAAUAAUGUUGUUUCUGUAUAAUGACUGUAAGUAAUAUUGCCCUCAAAGCAUGCUGAUUCGUUAAAGCAUUUUGGUUCAUUUGUUGAACUGCAGCAUAUCUGGGAAGAUGUUACCAUUCGGAAGUUUGAUAGAGGUUUAAUUAUCUCUAUUUAAAUCAUGUAAAAAAUGCACGGUUCGUUUAGUUUUUGUAUUUUCUUGGAUAGACAAAGUCCCUGUUUUUGAUGCCUGGUUUACUGCACAGUACGUUUCUAUUCUGUGUGAGCUGAAUGUUAGACAUUUAUUUAUGAUAUUGCUGGUCUUGAGUUGUGGAUGCUAAUAUGUGAAUAUGGUGUGUUGAUAUUACUACAGUUUUAACCAACCACAAAGUGUGUCACAAACAUCACUCGUGCCUGGUGGUGCUGCAAAUGCUUUACUGUACGUGUAAGAAAAUGUUUCUUGUCAUUUUUCUCCAGUAUGAUUUACAACAACAAACUGAACUGUCUGUCCCCCAAGGAUUUAAUUUGGAGGAAUGUUGUGAUGAGAAAAAUAUGAAAAUAUAAAUUGCCAAAUUCUGGCAUUUAUUUUCCUCUGUUGAUAGCUCUGCAAAGUAGAGGAAACCAACCCAACAGUGACAUGUGAUUCCUGUAGGGAACUAUACUGUACAGCCACUGGAGGGCAGUGAGUGCACUGGCAAAUCUGUUCUUCCAUGUACAGCAUCGGUUUCUCAUUGGCUACUGGAAGCAGAGAAUCUGUUUUCUCAUUGGCUACUGGAAGCAGAGAAUCUGUUUUCUCACUGGCUACUGGAAGCAGAGAAUCUGUUUUCUCAUUGGCUACUGGAAGCAGAGAAUCUGUUUUCUCAUAGGCUACUGGAAGCAGAGAAUCUGUUUUCUCAUUGGCUACUGGAAGCAGAGAAUCUGUUUUCUCAUAGGCUACUGGAAGCAGAGAAUCUGUUUUCUCAUUGGCUACUGGAAGCAGAGAAUCUGUUUUCUCAUAGGCUACUGGAAGCAGAGAAUCUGUUUUCUCAUUGGCUACUGGAAGCAGAGAAUCUGUUUUCUCAUAGGCUACUGGAAGCACUCAGAAUGUGGCUGAUUGUGCAUCCCAAAUGGCACCCUAUUCCCUUGGUAGUGCACUACUUUUGAACAGGACCCAUAGGGAAUAGGGUGCACUACUUUUGAACAGGACCCAUAGGGAAUAGGGUGCACUACUUUUGAACAGGACCCAUAGGGAAUAGGGUGCACUACUUUAGAACAGGACCCAUAGGGAAUAGGGUGCACUACUUUUGAACAGGACCAAUAGGGAAUAGGGUGCACUACUUUAGACCAGGACCAAUAGGGAAUAGGGUGCACUACUUUUGAACAGGACCCAUAGGGAAUAGGGUGCACUACUUUAGAACAGGGCCCAUAGGGAAUAGGGUGCACUACUUUAGAACAGGGCCCAUAGGGAAUAGGGUGCACUACUUUAGAACAGGGCCCAUAGGGAAUAGGGUGCACUACUUUAGAACAGGACCCAUAGGGAAUAGGGUGCACUACUUUAGAACAGGGCCCAUAGGGAAUAGGGUGCACUACUUUAGAACAGGGCCCAUUGGGAAUAGGGUGCACUACUUUAGA